AUGAUGGUACGUCGUCGACCAUAUCUAUUCAUCAUUGGAUUUCUACUUGGUGUUCCUUCAAUCACAACAUUCAUUCGUAUUCUAUUGCAUCCAUCAUCUAAUUUUUCACAACAAACAUUUAGUCUGAUUCAUGAGCCUAAAAUUUCGUUCCCUAGCGUACGUCCAACUGUCGAUAAACGUCGAUUCAACAGUUCAGCAGUUGAAGCACUGAUCAGCGAAGUAAAACGAAAUAUCAAAAAUACCGAACUUGCAUGGUUAUUCGAAAAUUGUUUUCCAAAUACUCUCGAUACAACUGUCGACUUUACUCUCAACACAACGGACAAUAAUCGUCCGGAUACGUAUGUUAUCACAGGUGAUAUUGAUGCCAUGUGGUUACGCGAUUCAAGUGCACAAGUUCAUCCGUAUUUACCACUAAUGAAACAUGAUGCGAAUCUUCGUCUAUUAAUCGAAGGUGUUUUACUUCGACAAUUAAUCUGUAUUCAACGUGAUCCAUAUGCGAAUGCAUUUUAUAAAACUCUCGAUCGAAUUAGUGAAUGGAAAUAUGUAGAUGAUACCGAUAUGAAUGAUGGUGUACACGAACGCAAAUGGGAAUUGGAUUCACUUUGUUAUGUUAUAAGAUUGAUGUUCUCGUAUUGGAAAGAAGUCGAUUACGAGUCCACAUUUUUUCGUAAAUAUGAAAGCGACUUUAAGAAAACAAUACGGAUCAUUGUUGACACACUCAAACUGCAACAAAGAUAUAAUGGAUCAGGAUCAUAUCGUUUUCAACGGCAAGGUGCUCCAUCUGAUCCUCGUGGUAAUCAAGCUCGACCGAAUGGUCUAAUCUAUUCAUAUUUUCGACCAAGUGAUGAUCUUCAAAUCUACCCGUAUUUGAUUCCGGCGCAAUUCUUUGCUUAUCAUUCAUUAAAGCAACUCUUAAAUCUGACCAAUAGUUUAAAUUGGGCAGAUGAGUUUCGCCUCGAUAUCAACAAUUUAAUCACCGAUUUACGUAGUGUUCUCUUCGGCAUAAAAAAUAGUGAUAUCAUAACAAUGACCCAUCCAAAACACGGUCUGAUUUAUCUUUAUGAAAGCAAUGGUUUUGGAGGCAAAGCAGCGAUGGAUGAUGCAAAUAUUCCUUCUUUACUUUCAUUACCUUAUCUAUGUCCAACUGAAUUCUUUCUCAAUCGUUCCAUUUAUCAAAAUACUCGAAAAUUCGUACUCAGUAAAGAUAAUCCUUGGUUUAUGAGGGGAAAUAUUCUCGAAGGUGUCGGCGGACCACAUAUAGGUUAUGGAACUGUAUGGCCGUUAGCGAUUAUAAUGCGAGGACUAACGUCGAAUGAUGAUGAGGAGAUACGUUCAUGUUUAAGAAUGUUACAAAAAUCGCAUUCGAAUACGGGUUAUAUGCAUGAAGCCAUUUCGGUUGAUGAUCCAACGCAAUUUACACGGCCGUGGUUUGCGUGGGCAAAUAGUCUAUUUGGAGAGUUUGUAUGGAAGAUUUAUCGAGAAAAACGAUAUCUUUUAAAUGAAAUUGAAACUAGAAAAGUAUAA
Molecule: messenger RNA, 1524 nt
Organism: Adineta ricciae
Lineage: Eukaryota; Metazoa; Rotifera; Eurotatoria; Adinetida; Adinetidae
Source: the annotation of a GenBank genome assembly